AUGGCUGAACAAGCGAAAAAAGAUGCUCCUCAUGAACCUUUCAUUUUGAAGCUUCCCCAUCCCUACCUCACCGCCUACGCAAUCACCAAUAUAGCUGCACGAGACCAACCCAUCAGCAACCAGAUCUCUCUCUCUGCAGCGGACACCACCGGCAAAGAGCAAACUCAGGGUACGCUACUGCACAGCGACAGAGUAUCCUUCAGCGAUAUUGCUUUCUUGGCUCAGGACGUAGUGCCGCCGAACGGAGACAACAGCUCAUGGGCGCGCACACGAAGAUCACCUUACUUGACCGUUUCCUGGACUGGCGACCGACCAACCGUCCCGCAGCUGUGGCUCAUCGCCUACGGGUUAGUUUCUCUGCAUCCCCUAGUCGAGACCUUCCGAGUCCUGUUUUCUGGCAAAGAUUCAGAGUCGCUAGCCCAAGACCUCUACGCCACAGGUCUGUUUCAAUCUCACCCAAAGGCUUCCAGUGCGUCAGCACCUCAUGAUGGACACCUGCUCCUGCGAGGCACCUUUUGGCAGGGCGCUGCGUCCCCGUUCGGUCCUCGCCCGGUUUGGGCACCGCACCUUGAUGCUUCAGGCAAGCCAAUCACUAGGCGCUAUCCUCCGUUUCCAUUCCAGAAUGCACCAUCUACCCAGUUCCCGGCACUACCACGGCACACUAUGCAUCCUGUCCGGGAACCGAAACCUGAACCGGGUUCAGUCAUCUACAGCCGAUGGAUACCGCAUCUAAAGGAGCAUUUUACUAUGGUCGCUCUCGAUUACACCAACCCGGAUCAUCUCAAUCUCUUCCACAACUGGCAGAAUGACCCGCGUGUCGCUGCAGGGUGGAAUGAGACCGGGACACUGGAUGAGCAUCGCGAGUAUCUCCGAAAGCUGCAUGAGGACCCCCACGUGUUAACCAUGUUUGCCGCGUUUGACGACCUCUUCUUUGCAUAUUUCGAGGUUUAUUGGGCUAUGGAGGAUCACAUGGGUGCUCACUUCCAGUCGUCACUAUACGACCGCGGUAGGCACUCGCUCGUCGGCGACAUUAGAUUUAGGGGUCCUUACCGUGUCUCUGCAUGGUGGUCAGGACUCAUGCAUUACAUGUUCCUCGACGAGCCCCGUACUUGGAACCUCGUUGGUGAACCAUCAGUAACUAGCGGCACAGUCCUAGCAUACGACUUUGCACAUGGCUUCCACGUUGAAAAGCUGAUGGAUUUGCCGCAUAAACGAAGUGCCCUCAUGAUGGUUAAUAGGGAGAAGUUUUUCACAUUGAGCCCGUUUGUAUGGGAUGGGGAGAAGAAGGUACGACCGAGUUUAGACGCGCUCGCGAAGUUGUAA
Molecule: messenger RNA, 1323 nt
Organism: Cucurbitaria berberidis CBS 394.84
Lineage: Eukaryota; Fungi; Ascomycota; Dothideomycetes; Pleosporales; Cucurbitariaceae
Product: aerobactin siderophore biosynthesis protein iucB
Exons: 2
Coding region: 1-1323 (440 amino acids)
Biological process (GO): siderophore biosynthetic process
Source: RefSeq, a predicted model, not a curated record